Toxotes jaculatrix (banded archerfish) is the source of this 1994-nucleotide messenger RNA. RefSeq lists its product as uncharacterized. Gene Ontology annotation, molecular function: DNA binding; transcription corepressor activity. The coding region runs from base 369 to 1289 and encodes 306 amino acids. Gene Ontology annotation, biological process: negative regulation of Notch signaling pathway; positive regulation of neuron differentiation. The transcript is spliced from 6 exons. The record is from RefSeq and is a predicted model, not a curated record. Gene Ontology annotation, cellular component: nucleus. NCBI's taxonomy places the organism in Eukaryota, Metazoa, Chordata, Actinopteri, Toxotidae.
UCCUGUGCCGUUUCCGCAUAGUCGAUCUCUUCAUUGGACUGCCUUUUCCUGGGCACUGUGGGACUGAAACAACAAACGUAACAAGUCGGCAGCCGCUAGAAAGCAAACCAUCGAUGCACAACCUCAAGCGAGCACAUCAGAAACUCACCUCUCUGUCUCCGAGUCGCUAGAAAUCUCUUCGUUGUAUUUGGAGUUGGAUUUCUUCGCUCGCACUUUGCUCUUAGCACCAGAAUCCCCAUCACCCUGCAGCAGGAGAAAACAAAAAGUUGAUAACGACUAAGGACUACAUCUAUCCCUAAAACACUGUAAAAACAUACUGCUGAACAACAGGUUAGAUAAGAUUUUUUUUGUUUAUAUUUGUAUCCCCCAUGCCACCUAAGAGAGAGGCAGGAACGUCUCAAGCACAGCCGCCAAUGAAGAUGAUAAAGAUCGGCACAGGUGAACAGGAGUUUGGCAGCGAUCCAGUGGAGGAGAAGUACAGGUUGACUGAAGAGUCCAGCUACUCACCUUUUAUCAACAAUGAGAAUGAUACCAUUGAAUUUGAUGAAGAAAACAUUGGAAGUCCAGGCAUCAGAACAGACCCCAUCACUCUCCUCAUGAAAAUAGAGCAACUGCAGGCACAGCUCAAAUAUGAACGCAGAUGUAGAAUUUUGGCUGAGAGAGAGCUGAGGGAGCUGAAAGAGAUGAACACUCUCAUGAUGCAGAUGAGGCACACAGCACAUGAACUACGAGUAACACUGGAUCACGUUCUCCAAGGAGGCGAGGCAGCAGUUGCACCACAGAACUCUCAAGAUGAAACCAUCUCUUUCCUGGCUGAGCCUGAGGCAGAGAUGAGAGCGGUUCAUAAUAUCCCAGAGGAUGACCACAACUUCCUCCUUCUCUCUGAGAAUCUUCGAGUACCAAAAAAUCUUUAUGAGCGCAUUGCAGAGAUUGCAGACUACAAGAAGUACACUUCAGCGCUGCUCAUGAUACUUUUUGACAGAGAAACGUUAGCCACGCACUCUCUGCAGGGCCGGAGAAACACCUUUGCAGGAGAUGACUGCCACAAGCCACAACUUCCACCUGAGAUCUUAAGAAGUAUAAUUGAUCAUGUUUCAGUCAAGUUCGGCGUUGAUAGCAGCCAAAUAAAAACUGCAAUCAGGACAAAACUGAAUAACGAGGACAAACUAUUAAAGAAGAGGCUGGGUUUGGGUAAAGCCGAAAACAAACCGACUGUCGAUCAAAGCUUUUGCCAAGAUGCUUCACUCUUGCCUGAAAAUGGAGCAAUAGGAAAUGACUCUCAAUUAUAGCAUUUCAAGUCUUCCUUCAUUUGCUGGUCACCAGUUUUUCAUGUCUGACAGAAAUAUGUGACAGGUUACCUUUUUAAUCCACAUCUAGUUCAUUCAGUCUUGAAAUCUAGUGCUUGAAAUCGGUUUAUUUUUUUUACUCUUUAGAAUUCUUCCUUUUUCACUUUGACAGCCAUUUUUGUCUAUUGUACGAUGUGUUGGAGAAGUGUCCGAUUUAACUUGAUGACCCAACCAACCCAUCAAACACCACUGUAAAAUAUCAGGUGUAAUCAUGAGUGGUUAAAACAAUCAAGUGUUCUUAUUUAAUUUUAGGUAGUAAGUAAGCUGUGUUUAAAUAACAGGUUUGUGAAGUCGAUCUUUGUCAAACAUUUAUACUGAUUUUUUUCCGGUGGCCUUUGUGUGUUUGACAGUAGGAAAUAUUUCAAAUGUUUAAAGUAAUAGAGAUGUUGUUCAUGACAAACUUUGCAUUACAUAAAGUGAUACCGAUUUAGUUUUUUGCAGUUUUAGAAUAAGCCAGAAGUGAUUAUUAAUCUUCCUGAUUCCACAACAUCUGUUACACCACUUCUCUGUUUGUUGUGCUUCACGUCAUGAGACCCAGGAAACUUUUGGAACUGACAUCCUUCUGUUAUCUUAACUCAGAUCUUUUCUUACAUCACCACAUUAAACUGCAGUAUGCCCACAUGGGAAUAUAGUUUUGUUUUCCCAGGC